Cynoglossus semilaevis (tongue sole) is the source of this 579-nucleotide messenger RNA. Its product is annotated as synaptoporin-like. The record is from RefSeq and is a predicted model, not a curated record. Bases 1 to 564 code for a protein of 187 amino acids. Gene Ontology annotation, cellular component: synaptic vesicle; synaptic vesicle membrane. Lineage: Eukaryota; Metazoa; Chordata; Actinopteri; Pleuronectiformes; Cynoglossidae. The transcript has 4 exons.
AUGGAACCACAGAUCUUCGCCAUAUUUGCCUUUGCUACAACUGGAGGCUACACAGGCACAACCAGCGUCAACAUCCAGUGUCCAGGGAAGGAAAUACAGGAAGUCACUGCAGACUUUAACUACCCCUUCAGGUUGAUGAAGCAUCCCUACGAUGUUCCUGACUGUAAAGUCAAUGAGACCACCACCACUGCACACUACCUGUCAGGAGACUAUGCUUCUUCAGCGGAGUUCUACGUCUGCGUUGGGGUGUUUGCCUUCCUGUACUGCAUUGCCACACUAGUUCUGUACUUGGGUUACCAGCACCUGUAUAGAGAAACCAGCCGUGCUCCCAUUGUGGACCUUCUGCUGACUGCCGCCUUUGCUUUCCUGUGGCUGGUGUCGUCCUCUGCUUGGGCCAAAGGCUUGACUGAUGUGAAAUACUCCACGAGUCCUUCAACCAUUGUUAGUAUCCUUGAUGUGUGCAAGCAGGAAACCACCAAGUGCACUGCAGGUGCCAUGCCUCACAUGGGCAGACUCAACGCUUCAGUGGUUAGUUCUUUGUCUUUUCAUUUUUUAAAACUUUAAAAUUUUUAAAUCAGU